Molecule: messenger RNA, 1808 nt
Organism: Bursaphelenchus okinawaensis
Lineage: Eukaryota; Metazoa; Nematoda; Chromadorea; Rhabditida; Aphelenchoididae
Source: the annotation of a GenBank genome assembly
AUGACGGUUCAGAAGCUUCCCAAUGUUGGUGAUCGUGUAGGUGUUGGCCGGAAGCGUGGAUUUAUAAGAUUUGUUGGUAACCUACACAUUAAUGUCGGGUCAGGUGAAAUCUGGCUGGGAAUUGAGUGGGAUAAUGAUGGAGACGGGAAGCAUGAUGGCAUAUUGCAAGGAAAGCGAUAUUUUCAAACCCGGUAUGUUUUAGAUUAGUUUGAUUUUAUUAAGGAAUAUUUUUGCUUUUUUUAAAUUUUAAUGACAUAAUUUUGAGGAAACCUCGUUCCGGCUCGUUUGUGCGCUUAAAAGAUGCUAUUCUUGGCAAAGGGUUUAUAGAAACUUUGAAGGAUCAGUACUCAGGACAAGACGAACAGUUAGAGGAAAUUAUUUUUGUGAUAAAACAGAAGGAAUUUGAUUUUAGGUAUGUUAAUAUAGUUUUUGUUAUUUCUGUCCUUAGUUAUGUCGAAAAGAGAAGCAUCUUGGUAUUGGAAAGCAAGUACGUAGCACAUUUGGAAAAGAAUGUUAAUCAAAAGUUUGACAGAUGUUUGGAAUUAUCAUUGGCCAACAAUCUGUUAUCAACAUUUAAAGAUGUGUUUGAUAUCUUGUCUUUGUUUCCUAGUAUAACAGUGGUAGAUCUAUCGUAAGUUUUUUAAGUUUUAGUAGAUUAUUGUGUAUCUUUUGAUUUAUAUUCAUAUAUUGGUGUUAGUUUUUAAAGUUUCUUAUUUAUAUUGUUUUAGGUUUAAUAAGAUGAAGUUAAUGGAUGAGAUGACCAAAACUUUGAAAUAUGUGACAUCUUUGAAUCUGUCAAGUUGUUUGUUGGAUGUUGAGACGAUUUCAAAGCUGCAAUGUUUCCCAAAUCUUAAGAAUCUGUAUUUAAUGAACAAUGAGCUUGAAUAUGUACCUGAUCUCUCUGGAUACGAAAAGUUGGAACUGGUGGAUUUAUCUGCCAAUCCCUUGGUUGAUUUUACAAAAUUAUGGAAGCUAAAGGAUCUUAAAAGGUAGGUCGAUGUUUGUAAUUGUAUUUUAAAGUUUUUUAAACGAUUUUUAAUUGUUUGAAUUUAUUUGUUUUAGGUUAUCGACUCUGAAUUUGAAGAAAUGCGGGUUUACAUCGGUGCAAUUUGAUGAAAAACUUGGGUUUGAUGCCUUGGAGUGUUUGUGGCUGGAUUCUAACCCGUUUGGCGAUGUAAGUACUCGUAUUUUACUUUAUUUUAAAGCGAAGAGGAGUAAAUUAUGAUUUCUAAAACUUUUUUGUACCAAGAUCAUGUUUAUAAUUGUAGUGGGAAUCAAUAAACCAGCUAGCUCGUCUACCAUCUCUAAAGAACAUUCGAACAGGAGAUCUUUACGUAGCCAACAGAAAUCUUCAAACUUAUGAAAUUUUUGUGGCCAAACUUCCGAAGAUCAAGAUCCUUAAUGGUUGCACAAUAACAGAAACUGAGCGUACGAAUUGUGAAAAGUUUUUUCAAGUCAGAUUCAGUGAACCGCCAAUUCUAAAGGUACAUGAACAAGACCUAGCCAGGUUCGAAGCCAAAUAUGGAGCAGUUUAUGAAAAACCGCCGGAAGAAGAAACGAAUAUAAAGCAGAUCAAGAUGAAACUAAAAUACGGGGACAAAGUGAUCAAUAGAACAAUAUUGUUAAGCGUAAACAUGGAGAAUAUUGUGGCUAUGGCAUCACGGCUACUGCGAUUUGAUCCUUCUAGAGUUGAAGUGAAGGUUGAGAUUCAGAAGGGCGUCUUUGAUACCGUGGAGUGGAAUUCUUCUAGGGUUUUGCGGGCGUUUGAGCCAGAAGAAGGAGCAAUGAUUGAGUUCGUUGAUGAAUAA